Molecule: messenger RNA, 1880 nt
Organism: Klebsormidium nitens
Lineage: Eukaryota; Viridiplantae; Streptophyta; Klebsormidiophyceae; Klebsormidiales; Klebsormidiaceae
Source: the annotation of a GenBank genome assembly
GCAUAUAAUAAUAUGUGCGACUAUGAGUAGUGCCCUUCUGCCGGGCCUUCUCAGGCUUCUGCAUUGGGAGUCUGAGAAGUAACAUUCGAUGCGGUGAGGCAUUGUGGUCGCCUACAUACAGACAGACACAAAGACUCCGUUUUGAUGUUACAGGAGCGCUCCGGAUAAAUCAUCUUGGGUAAUGUGGGAGAAUGCCCGCUCAAAGCAUGGGAAUGCCUGAAGAGACCGAGGCUGCAGGGACAAAGCGCCAAACUGCGAACGUACUUUGGUCUGGUAUUGCGGAUGAAGACGAGCAGCGGACGCCUCCCUGGCUUUCGCUUGUGAUCCCCUGGGGCUUGGCGCCCGGGGUCUUUGCAGCUUUUAGCAACAUUGUGUGGGCAGUACAAACCCGGAGUCCUUAUGGUUACGCAGCCAUCAUUGCUGCUCUUGGCGCCGGCCUAUUGUGGUGGUCCCAAUGGAAGAAGGGCGUAUACAGUUACACAGCAGCGUUUCUCCCCAGCUACAUAGGAGCAUGCAUAGCAACGUCAUUCGCCACUUACAUAUUGUUAAUCCGAGAAGGAACCCCCGCCUGGUUGGACAUCUCGUUCAACCUGUCGGUCGUUGCUCUUAUCUGCGCCUUUCUGGGCCUUAUCUUCAAGGACCCCGGCCGCAUCCCCCUUCCCCGCGUCAGCAUGUCGAGCGAGAACGACAGCGUCGAGGACCCCGCCACGCGCCGCGAAUCCGAUGCUGACGGGAGCCUCCCGAGAUUGUCAAAUCACGUCAGCAUCAGCAUGGACGGGUACGGCGGUAGGGAGAACCGGCGGGGCCCAGGGCGGGCGGUGGAGAGCCACCCGAGCAGUCCCAGGAGCCCCACCUUUCCGUAUAGCCCACCCCUGUCAGCCAUAAGGCCGGGAUCACGCGCGUCGAGGAUGUCGCCACUCUCGUCCACCCCGCCGAAGAACGGGGCGGAGCUGGGGAGGAACAGUCGCGUGUUUGAGCUGCCGCAGCGGGUGUCUGAUGAGCUGCUCGAACGGGAGAACGGGUUUGAGCUGCACCGUUUGAGCGACGGGGGGCUGCGGUGGGGGGGGUCGAAUCUGAAGGGGCCGACGGGGAGAGGGACCGCCGUCGAUGCGCUGUUGUCGGAGGACGAGGGGCAUGACACGACGCCCAAGCCUCGGCCGCCCUACUGCCAUAUUUGCAAGGCUGCGAAACCGCCCCGCUCAAAGCACUGCCCCGUCUGUGACGUAUGUAUAGAAAAGUUCCACCACCACUGCUCUGCGGUCAACAACUGCGUAGGCCAAAGAAACCACUUUCUUUUCGUAGUCAUGCUUCUCCUGUUCAUCCUAGCGGAGUAUUUUCUAGACGAAGCAGCAGUACAGUUCUUUGAUCGGCGUGGGUCUCUGGAGCUGCCAGAGGAACUGACGCUGGUCUCAGAAAGCGAGACGCUAGCAAACAUCGAAAGGAUGAUCCUGGUGUCGUUGCUGAUCGUCGGCAAGCAUCCCUGGGUGUCCUCGAUCUCAUUUUUUGCACGAAUACAGCUACUAUGGCAGGUGCCAUUAUUGAUAUUCCACGUUUACUGCGCCGCCGUCAACCUGACAGCAUACGAGUUUAGGAACUGGAAAAAGUGUCCAGAUUUGUACGUGCUCGCGCCCAGCAGAUCAGCGGGUGCGGCUGCAACGAGGAGGUUUGUCAACACGCAUAGUCGAGGUCUAGCAAACAACCUGCUGGCUUUCAUUCGAGGUGGGGAGGACUUGCGACCGGGUUUUUGAUAACAUGGAAAAGGAUUGACUAACACGGACUUCAAUAGUAUCAACUCGCUUGACGCUUCAGUAGUCCGUUUGCAAAGGGGACAAAUGCGAAUCCUCGUUGGAACCCAAUGAGCAUCUGCACGGCAGUAGGCC